Gavialis gangeticus (Gharial) is the source of this 1638-nucleotide messenger RNA. It is a transcript of the gene PRPF18, whose product is annotated as pre-mRNA processing factor 18. Gene Ontology annotation, cellular component: U2-type post-spliceosomal complex; U5 snRNP; U4/U6 x U5 tri-snRNP complex. Gene Ontology annotation, biological process: generation of catalytic spliceosome for second transesterification step; RNA splicing. The transcript has 10 exons. Bases 43 to 1071 code for a protein of 342 amino acids. NCBI's taxonomy places the organism in Eukaryota, Metazoa, Chordata, Crocodylia, Gavialidae. The record is from RefSeq and is a predicted model, not a curated record.
UUCCUGCGUCUCUUCCGGCGGCGGCUGCGCGAGAGCGGGGCUAUGGACAUCCUGCGGGCAGAGAUCCUCCGCAAGCGGCGGCUGCUGGAGGAGAAGGAGCUGGUUGGGGAAAACAAAAAGCACUUCAAGCGCAGUGAGCUAGUUAAGAAGGAGGAAGAGGCGUACUUGCAGAGAUGUGGCUACAAGGUACAGCAGACAGAAGAGGAAGAGAAACCACUGACUUCAUCCAACCCAGUAUUGGAGCUAGAGCUGGCAGAAGAAAAGUUACCCAUGACUCUUUCCAGACAAGAGGUGAUUAGAAGAUUGAGAGAGAGAGGUGAACCUAUCAGAUUGUUUGGAGAAACAGAUUAUGAUGCGUUCCAGCGUUUGAGGAAGAUAGAAAUUCUUGCGCCUGAAGUUAACAAGGGAUUGAGAAAUGACCUGAAGGCGGCUUUGGAUAAGAUUGAUCAACAGUACCUGAAUGAAAUUGUAGGUGGUCAAGAAGCAGGAGAAGAUGACUCGCAGAAUGAUCUGAAAGUCCAUGAAGAAAACACUACUAUUGAAGAAUUGGAGGCUUUGGGAGAGUCCUUAGGAAAAGGGGAUGACCAUAAAGACAUGGACAUCAUAACCAAAUUCUUAAAGUUUCUUCUUGGAGUUUGGGCCAAGGAGCUGAAUGCCAGGGAGGAUUAUGUCAAACGUGGUGUGCAGGGGAAGCUGAGCAGUGCCACUCAAAAGCAGACAGAAUCCUACCUCCGACCCCUCUUCAGAAAACUACGGAAAAGGACUCUUCCUGCAGACAUCAAAGAAUCAAUAACAGAUAUUAUUAAAUUCAUGUUGCAACGGGAGUAUGUGAAGGCGAAUGACGCUUACCUUCAGAUGGCCAUUGGGAAUGCACCUUGGCCCAUUGGAGUCACCAUGGUUGGCAUCCAUGCCCGAACUGGCCGUGAAAAGAUUUUCUCUAAACAUGUGGCCCAUGUCCUGAAUGAUGAGACUCAGAGAAAAUACAUUCAGGGGUUGAAGAGGCUCAUGACCAUUUGCCAGAAACACUUCCCAACAGACCCAUCGAAAUGCGUGGAGUACAACGCGUUGUGAGGCCCUUUUACAUCCAAGGUGUAAAUCAGUUUCUGCUCCUCAAGUUCCAGAGAGUGAUGAAGAGAACAACACAUUUUUGCUUGAAUACCAACCAGAAACUCUGGGUGGGCCUUGGGCAAAAGCAUAAAGUAGGGCUUUGUCUUCUCUCUGAUUUUCUUUUUUCACCAGCCACAUCUACUUACAUUUCUUAAGGACUGUGUAUUUUACACUUGGCGGAUCCAGGACGCACAGGGCUCUUUUGGGUGGUUGUGUGGGGAGGGGGGAGCACGAGAUGGUUUUCAUCGUUUUUAUUUUAACCAGUUAUUCAGGAAAGCAUACCAGGCUGAACUUAAUUUCUCUUUUCCCAUAAUUCAGAUGCUUAGAUGACUGACAGCAAUGGGGUGGGUUUUUUUGGACUCUUUCGCAUUGGAGACUGGUGUGGGCAGAUGAUUAGAAGGAAACAGUUGAAGCUGAAUCCUAGUUAUUUCUGUAAAUACGAAUAUUUUAAUGUUUAAUCUUCAUGUGGUAUUUAUCAGUAAAAGUUUAUUUUUCUCAGCAGAAAAAUGCAUCCAAGCUGGGUGAAAAGAG